GUUUUUGUUGGAAUUUGAGAGGGGCUUUUUUUCAUGUGAGACUUGGCAAUACUGGUGCUGUGUUACUGGUGACAUUGCAAGAAGUUCCGGAGACAGCGUCAGUACAAUGUGGCUUAACCGCGGCUGAGAAGAGCACGGAGUUUAAAAGGGCUAGGAUGUUUAAACUGCUUGGCAACUGCGGACAGAUUAUUAAUAGCCGAAACCUGACGUCUUGUUUGACAGCUAAGUUUUCAAGAUCGACUGCAUCCAUUUCGAGCAGGAGAAAGCACGCAGACACGCUCCCACCUCAUCAGUUUCAGCACAGGCACUCUGCAGGGAACAGCAAGACAUUUGAGAAUCAAAGCAGGGCUUCUUUUUCGAAAACCAUUGCUGCCAUGGCAACAGGAGGAGGAAAGGACAGGAAGCCAUCCCACACAAACAGGCUGAUUGAGGAGAAGUCUCCCUAUCUCCUCCAGCACGCCCACAACCCUGUGGACUGGUUUCCAUGGGGACAGGAAGCGUUUGAUAAAGCGAAGGCCGAGGAUAAACCCAUAUUUCUGUCAGUGGGGUACUCCACCUGUCACUGGUGCCAUGUGAUGGAGCACGAGUCCUUCGAGAACACAGACAUCGGGAGGAUGCUCAGCGACAACUUUGUGUGCAUCAAGGUGGACCGCGAGGAGAGACCCGACGUGGAUAAAGUGUACAUGACCUUUGUGCAGGCUACGACAGGAGGAGGCGGCUGGCCUAUGAGUGUGUGGCUGACGCCUGAUCUGCACCCCUUCAUUGGUGGCACCUACUUCCCCCCUGAGGACAGUGCAUACAGACCAGGGUUUAAGACAGUCCUGCUCCGGAUCACAAAGCAGUGGCAGUCUCAUCGCGAGGAUCUGGUGUCGAAUGGAGAGCGAAUCCUGGCUGCUCUCAAGAAGGGCACUUCCAUUUCUGCCAGCCCGGGAGAGACUCCUCCUCCUGGCCCCGAUGUGGCGGCGCGAUGCCUCCAGCAGCUGGCACAUGCCUAUGAGGAGGUGUAUGGUGGCUUCAGCCAGGCGCCCAAGUUCCCCACACCAGUGAACCUCAGUUUCUUGUUCAGUCACCAGGCCCUGCACAGGAGCUCUGCGGAGGGGGCCCAGGCUCUCCACAUGGCCCUGCAUACCCUGCGCAUGAUGGCUCUCGGGGGGAUCCACGACCAUGUCGCCCAGGGUUUUCACCGCUACUCCACUGAUGACUCCUGGCACGUUCCCCACUUUGAGAAGAUGCUGUAUGACCAGGCCCAGCUCUCUGUGGCCUACAUCACUGCCUACCAGGUGUCAGGGGAUGAGUUCUUUGCAGAGGUAGCCAGAGACAUUCUGAGCUACGUCUCCCGUGACCUGAGUGACCAGUCAGGUGGUUUUUACAGCGCAGAGGAUGCUGACUCAUACCCCACUGCCGAGGCCACGAAGAAGAAAGAGGGGGCUUUCUGCGUGUGGACUGAACAGCAAAUCAGAGAGCUGCUCACCCAGCCUGUUACCGAGGCAACCGGUGGAGCCACUCGGGCAGAUAUCUUCAUCCAUCACUACGGAGUGAAGGAGCAGGGCAACGUGAGGCCGGAGCAGGACCCUCAUGGGGAGCUCGCCGGUCAGAACGUGCUGAUUGUCCGUUACUCUCUGGAGGUGACCGCUGCUCGCUUCGACCUGAGCGUGCCACGGCUGAAGGAGAUCCUGAGAGGGUGCAGACAGCGCCUCGCGGAGGUCAGACGGGAGCGGCCUGCAGCCCAUCUGGACAGCAAGAUGAUAGCCGCCUGGAACGGUCUGAUGGUGUCAGGGUUUGCCCGGGUGGGAGCUGUGCUGGGUGAGAAGGUGUUCAUUGAGCGAGCGGAGAAGGCAGCGCGCUUCCUCAGGGAUCACCUGUUUGACGCAGCCAGUGGGAAGAUGCUCCGCUCCUGCUACCGAGGAGAGGAAAUGGGGGUAGAGCAAAUCUCAAAGCCUAUCAGCGGGUUCUUGGAUGACUACGCCUUUGUGAUUGGCGCUCUGCUGGACCUGUACGAAGCCUCGCUGGAUGCUGGCUGGCUGGAGUGGGCAGAGACUCUGCAGGAUAGGCAGGACCAGCUCUUCUGGGAUGAUCAGGGCAGCGGCUACUUCAGCAGCGAGGCCACUGACCGCUCUGUGCUGCUGAGACUCAAAGAAGACCAGGACGGUGCUGAGCCGAGUGCAAACUCUGUGUCUGCGCUAAGCCUCCUGAGACUGUCCCACUACACCGGCCGAAGGGAGUGGGCCGAGCGAUCCAGACACAUCCUCGCCGCCUUCUCAGACCGGCUUAUCAAGAUUCCUAUUGCACUGCCAGAGAUGGUCCGGGCCCUGACAGCACAGUACCACUCACUCAAACAGGUUGUUAUUGCUGGCCAGCCUCACUCCCAGGACACCCGGCAGCUGAUCAGCUGUGUCAACUCGCAUUUUGUGCCCAACAAGGUGUUAUUGCUGGCGGAUGACAAUACUGACAGCUUCCUGUACCAACGCCUGCCUGUCCUCACCUCCAUGACUCCACAGGGGGGCAAAGCCACAGCCUUCAUCUGCAAGAACUUCACCUGCUCCCUGCCAGUCACCUCCCCCGAGGAGCUCCGGAAAUUGCUGAUGGAGUGAGGGACAGGGAGACCGGGCCAGUUAACACUUUAAGGAUCCAUUAUGAACCAUCAAUAGUGCAUCUAAACUUGUUAUAUGAAUGCAUUGAUUCAUAUAACACGUUUAUUCAUUUUAUAACAUGUUCAUAAUGGAUCCUUAAAGUGUUACCCGGAAGAGUCCUUUCACAAGGCCCCCAAUAUUUGACCAUGAUUGAUAAUAAUAAUAAUUAGUGUUUCAAAGAUAAUCGCAAUUCACUAAUGACACAGCAUGGCUUCUUUUAGUUUGGCAUUGUAAAUACUGUGCUAAUUCUUGACAAAUCUGAAAUGCAUUCUCUGUUUAGUCUAUAGUUAUCUAUUAUUGAUGAUUCCUUAAUAAUUGUAAUUAUUAGUAGUGGAAUAUAUAUUUGAACAAACACUGCUUGAAAUGUAUUCUGUGGCAAAAUGACUUUGUGUGUAUUGGUUCAUAUACCUGAACUUCUAUAAAAAAGAAGGAAGCCAAUGCAUAAUGAUGACUGAAAUAAAUAACCACCACUGUACCGUA
Messenger RNA from Polyodon spathula (Mississippi paddlefish), 3110 nucleotides. RefSeq names its product spermatogenesis associated 20 (gene spata20). Lineage: Eukaryota; Metazoa; Chordata; Actinopteri; Acipenseriformes; Polyodontidae. Gene Ontology annotation, biological process: carbohydrate metabolic process. The transcript is spliced from 16 exons. Bases 156 to 2591 code for a protein of 811 amino acids. The record is from RefSeq and is a predicted model, not a curated record.